CCAGCUCGCGGCUUGAAGCUGCCCCAGACAGAAGCUGGUUCAGAAGCUGCCCCAAACACGCCCAAAAUCGAUGGGCAAAAGCGGGAAGAAGCCGAGGGAGUCGCACCGGCAGGGCCGCGGCCGCCGCACGUCGCACUUCGGCGACGAGGGCGGCGACGACUUGCCUUCAUCAGCCUACGACGCGCCACCACCCCACCAUGAGGACUCCUCUGACGACUACGACGACGGCACCAACGAUGCAACAGCGGGAUACGAACGAGAGGAAGAUGCGGAUGCUGGCGAGCAGGACCAGUGGGGAGCGGGGUCCAUGCCUUCCAAGUUUCACCUAUACCAGCUCUCCGUGCAGUCUCCAAAGGGGGACAUCAGCUACCUGCAAAAGUUCUUCCUGAUGUACGUUGGCGGGCGCGUCCCUAUUCACCUGCAGGAGGAUUUCUGUGGCACGGCCCUCCUAAGUACCGAGUGGAUCCGUACUGAUGCAAGAAGGACAGCAAUCGGCUUAGAUUUGGACCUUGAGUCAAUUGAGUGGUGCCUUGAAAACAACCUAAGUAAGAUUGGAGCUGAUGGGUAUUCAAGGAUGUUGCUUUUCCAUGGAAAUGUUCUACAACCUAAGGAAGCACGUCUUGUCAAGCAAAGGUUCAAUGAUCUUCUGCAAGGCCUUCAUGUAAACAGCGGCAAUGGCUCUUCAGGAAGUAACAGUUGCGAGCAGUCAGGUCUUGCCAAUUUGAAGUGCAUAGCCAAUUCGACCAUGUCAGAGGCAGCUUUGCCUGGAAGGGAUAUUAUCUGUGCAUUCAACUACAGCUGCUGUUGCUUGCAUAGUCGAAAGGACUUGGUUUUGUAUUUCAGGCAUGCAUUUAGCGCUCUCUCGAAAAGAGGUGGUAUAUUUGUAAUGGAUGUAUAUGGUGGCACAUCAUCUGAACGCAAGCUACGCCUCCAACGGAAAUUCCCCAGCUUCACGUAUUUCUGGGAGCAAGAAGAGUUUGAUAUCAUAAGUCGCCAAACAAGGAUCAGUCUCCACUUUCAAGCUGGGAAGAAGCAAAUGCUGCGGCAUGCUUUCACAUACCAUUGGCGCCUUUGGUCGAUACCAGAGAUCAAAGACUGCUUGGAGGAAGCUGGAUUCGAGUCCAUCCACGUUUGGAUCAGGGAGAUGCCAAACACCCAGUCAAGUGGAAACGCCAAGGAAUACAAUGCCAACCGAGAUGUGAAGUAUGAAGAAUCGCAGCGUUUCAAUCAAGGAGAUGCUUGGAACGCCUACGUCGUUGGAGUUGCAAACAUCUAGCUGGCUCACCUUGCCUUCUGCUACGCAAAUGUGAUGGAACCUGGUCGCUCCAGUUUUCCCUGACAAUUAAUGAUGUCUGAACGCUCACGCUUUUAUCAUGACUUUUGCAUCGCCAUUGCUGCGGAAGUAUGCAGGGUGUACUACUAUCCCAUAGAAUUUGUACUCGAUCUAGAACAUUGCUUCGAUUGCGUUUUUUUUUUCAUUUCAGAAUGAACUAUUACCACUUAA
Molecule: messenger RNA, 1504 nt
Organism: Panicum hallii
Lineage: Eukaryota; Viridiplantae; Streptophyta; Magnoliopsida; Poales; Poaceae
Exons: 5
Coding region: 71-1276 (401 amino acids)
Source: RefSeq, a predicted model, not a curated record